This is a messenger RNA of Sebastes umbrosus (honeycomb rockfish), 4216 nucleotides long. RefSeq names its product potassium inwardly rectifying channel subfamily J member 12b (gene kcnj12b). Gene Ontology annotation, cellular component: plasma membrane. Bases 668 to 1936 code for a protein of 422 amino acids. Lineage: Eukaryota; Metazoa; Chordata; Actinopteri; Perciformes; Sebastidae. The record is from RefSeq and is a predicted model, not a curated record. Gene Ontology annotation, molecular function: inward rectifier potassium channel activity. Gene Ontology annotation, biological process: potassium ion import across plasma membrane; regulation of monoatomic ion transmembrane transport. The transcript has 2 exons.
AGUGAGCAAUAGUUCACUGGAUGUGGGAUACAGAGUGGGAUCUGCAGCAGAACAAGAUCACAUAGCAGAUAUACCAAGAAAGUGUGAGACUGUCGACUGCCCAUGACUCUAAAAUAAGCUGUGAGGGAUUGAUUUUUUGAUUGGAUCGGACCCUACAGGCCAUGUGAGCACAGACAUUUAAUCUGGGAUAGCUGUGAUCAAGUCGUUGUGCUAUUUUGAGGGUCAAAAUUAGGACUUCAGUGCUUCACUAAAGUCAUUUUCCAAUUUCUUGUCUGUUUCUGAUCAACUGGAUAUCAAUCGAGCAGUAACUUUGGAGGACUUGACAGUAGGAGUGAUUGUAAUGCUCUGCUUAUUGAGUGGAGGAAGAGACACGUUAAAUCUAGGAGGCACAGACAUGAUGUUGCUCUGUGGCCAUUUACUUUUCUGCCUCGGGAGGAUAGAGUGGUUCUACCCGUAACAGAAGAGAAGAGUUGCCUGAGGAGAAACAUGCAGCAGUUUGGCUAAAAGAAAAAAAAGGAAAGCUGGAACAUUUAUUGGAAACACUUGCACACAAGGAAAUUGCUUUUGUGGCUCACCUCUCAUUUCCAGUUGAGUCUGUUUUAGACGGCGCUGUGCACCUACUGUGAGCCCGGUCAGUGUUUUAUGAGCCGGGCUGCCCCACUGAGGCAUGAGUGUGGGAAGGGCCCACCACCACAGCUUCGUGUCCUGUGAAGAAGAAGGCCUGAGACUAAGUACCAUGCCUGCUGUGGGCAGCUUCGGCAAUGGCAAGAUUCACACGAGACGCAAAUACCACAGCCGGUUCGUCAGCAAGGCUGGCCAAUGCAACAUCCAUUUCUCAAACAUGGACGAGAAGUCACAGCGGUACAUAUCGGACAUUUUCACAACGUGCGUGGACGUCCGCUGGCGAUACAUGUUCCUGCUAUUCAGCCUGGUGUUUGUGGUGUCCUGGCUAACAUUCGGCCUGGCGUACUGGGUCAUCGCCCUCCUGCACGGCGACAUGGAACAUUCCGAAGGGGACGACGGCUUUGUUCCUUGUGUCACGGCGGUCAACACCUUUGUGGCAGCUUUCCUGUUCUCCGUUGAGACCCAGACAACCAUUGGGUAUGGCGCUCGUUGUGUGACGGAGGAAUGCCCGGUUGCUGUCUUCAUGGUGGUCUUUCAGUCCAUCAUGGGCUGCAUCAUCGAUGCCUUCAUGAUUGGCGCCAUCAUGGCCAAGAUGGCAAGGCCCAAAAAGCGUGCGGAGACUCUAUUGUUCAGCCAUAACGCAGUCAUCGCUUUGCGUGAUGGGAAACUGUGCUUCAUGUUUAGGGUUGCUAAUCUAAGGAAGAGCCACAUAGUGGAAGCUCAUGUGCGAGCCCAACUCGUCAAGCCCCGCUACACGGAGGAAGGCGAAUACAUCCCCUUGGAUCAGCUCGACAUGAACGUAGGCUACGAUAAUGGCACAGACCGCCUGUUUCUGGUUGCACCCCUCACUGUCAUACAUGAGAUUGAUGAAGAAAGUCCACUGUUUGGCAUCAGCAAGCAAGAUCUCGGAGCAUCUGACUUUGAGAUAGUGAUUAUACUUGAAGGGUUGGUGGAGGCCACGGCCAUGACGACGCAGGCGCGCAGCUCUUACCUGCCAUCAGAGAUCCUGUGGGGUCACCGCUUUGAGCCCGUCAUCUUCGAGGAGAAGAGCCAGUACAGGAUAGAUUACGCCUACUUUCACAAAACAUUCGAGGUACCAUCCACCCCCAGAUGCAGUGCCAAGGACAUGGAGGAGAGAAAGUUCCCAACAUCUGGCGCCAACUCCUUCUGCUAUGAGAACGAACUGGCCUUCAUCAGCAGGGAUGAGGAGGAGGAGGGAGAUGUGGAGAAAGAGGGAGAGAGGAAGGGUUCACCAGAACAGGCCACUCCUGGACGUGAUCAAAAGUCCUCCCGUAAAGAAUCUGAGAUUUAACCAUUUGUUUUUAGAUGAAGAGCAAUGGCAGCGCCGUGUGAAGAGCCCUAUGACUGUCACUCCAUUGACAAGAGGAUACCAGUAAAGGUGGAGAAACAGCAGCAGGCCAAGGAUGAAACUCAUCACGUUUCUCAUUGGAUUAACUCUUCUGCCUCCCUGAGGUGGUUAUGGAGCUUUAUCAAAUGCAAACAAAACUGUCAUGUGUCAAUUUGCAGAAGAUCCUAGUAAUAAAGUGCAUGACAAUAGCAUAGUUUUCUAUGGAUAUUUUGAGAAAUGUUUCAUAGUUUUGGUGGAACUAUCAAAUAUAUGAUUUGCAACUGAGUGUGGAGUGAAACUGACACUUUGCAGAUGAUGUUUAGGAAACUAAACCUUGGGAAUAUUUCUCCAGAUUCAUUUGGUAAAAACAGGUGUAGAUCAACAGUGGAUUUUAAUCUUAAUGAUAUAACUUAUGUGAACAUAAGACUAAAUAUUCUACAUUAUACAAUGUCAAUGGAUGACUUGGUUAGUGGGCAUACAUACAACUGAUAUAUCAUUUAAGUAUGAGAGACACCUGACGAGGUAGAAUUUUAAAUAUUUCCAUCACAAAAAGGGACAACAUUGUCAUUUAUGCAUACUGACAGGGAAACUAUUCAUCUCUGUCUUCACAUUUCAACCAGAGGGAAACAUUCAACCUGAGUAGAUGUUAAAUAUGUUAUUUCUUUCUCAACUGUUUACCAGAAACAUUGUGGCUUUGCGAGAAAAUGUCACUGACUGAUGAGCGUUUGCUAAGCCUUCCCCCCCUUGGUUACUGUUGCUACACCUGUCAAACUUCCUGUUGGAAACAUAAGCGGUUUACAAUAAUAAUCAAGGGUCAAUUACUAGCUUAUUAAGCUAACCUUUCCUUUAUGAGUUGGUUGCAUGGAUGUAUUAUUAGAACUGGAUACCGGACCCCAAGAUGGCAUCUAUUCAUUCCAAUGAGAAUUACUCACCUGGCGCAUACGCCCAAAAUGUUUUCUAUCUGUUUUUUUGUCAUUUUGGACUGAUAACGCUUAUUAUAUUUAUAAUAUUUUAUUGUUCAACAUAGGCCAUUUCGGUCAAAUAUGACAAUGAAAUAGAAAUAAUUUAGUUUUAUUUUUUAGGUGUACGUUUUACUGGUGUCCAGUAGUCACUUUUAGUCGAAAAUGGCGGAAGCGUAGCUUUGCUGCUGGCCAUUGACGUUACAAUGGAACGAUAAAUUGGCUUUCACUUCUUGUAGUAUUUCUCCUGUUGGCCCGCAAGCUCCCGCUCGGCCCCUACACUUUACAUUCUGAUGACGUCACAGAUUUUUUAAUCGCUUUUCUCGGCUCGAAGAAAGUUUUACAAGUAUAAAACCUCCAUGGAUCAAAAAAUAAGAAUAGAAAGAGUCAUAAUCGACCUUGUUUGCAGUUUAAGAUGUCUUUACAUCUCUUUUACGAUGGUGGUCUAUGGGGAAAUGCUUUUUGGGCUUUGGGGGGAUUUUUCCACUAGAAAAGAAUUGGAAGCAAGGCUGAGCGGCGGCACUGUAUCCAGGUCUUAUUAUACAUCCAUGGUUAGUUGCAAAGGCCAACUCUAAUGUUUGAAGCUGACUUUUUUUCUUUUUUUUUUUAAAUGAGAAAGGGGUCUCAAAUAUGCACUUGCGGCCACAUCAUGAUGUCAUACUAAGAAGCUAAAGCUAACAGGUCACAGACAAAACAUCCUCACCAGUUGAUGAUCCAUGCAGAAAUCUUGGAAAUAAAGAAACAGCAUUGUUCUUGUAUUGCAGUAUAGAGAUAGUUAGUAUUAACUAUGAUGUGGAAGUCAGAUAUGUAAGAUCAGACUGUUAUUUCAUUCUAACAUAACCCUGUUUAGCUUAGUAUUAUUUAGUUUGUACAAUUACACCUGUUUUUACCCUGCCAUGACAUGUCAAAUGGCUGCUCUUAAAGGGCUUAUUGCAGGGUUUAGCAAAUGGUCAAUUGAAAUUAAUUUGUCAAUUCUUCUCAGAUGCAAUAUUUAUUCUAAAGGGAAAUAUAAAUACAGCUGUGUACUGAUAUAUUUGACAGAUGAGACCCUUUCUCUUUAUACAUGUGCUGCUGCAGGUCAAAAAGCCGUCAUCAUGACCUAUUUACAUCUACAAAAAUACAAAAUUAGAAAUAAAUAAAGACAAAUAACAUGACCUCAUAGUCCAGCUUUUUCUGUAACCUCAGGACAUAAAAACAGAGUAGGAGAAUCUAACUGUAAACCCCUAUUGGUAAUCAAAUACUUGACAUAUGAUUUAAGACUCUAAUUAAAGCAAUCUGAAAUGAA